AUGGAAGACAUUCACGGUGUUGAUGUAUCAUGGCUGCAUCACUCGACUAGAGACCAUCACCAUCGCCAGCAGGCGCCCUCGUCGCCCGGCCUGACCAGAGAUGCGCCGCCCAAGACAUCGUCGCAUGGUGGCCUACCCGCCAGACCCCGCCACGACGAGCAGCAAAAUAAUGAGCCGACACCGGCGCCCACGAGACCCGCAUCGCCGCCGCGACCGCCCCCAGCUGCUGCCGCUGGCCCAACUCCUCCACAAAAGAUACCGAAGCGUCCAGCGCUGCUUGGCCGCGGCAGUACCGACAAGAAUGGUAGCGGCACGACGCCACCCGACGCGAAGAACAGCUCGCGACGCAACUCGUGGAUGAACAGCAUCAGCUCCAAGUUCUCGUCGCAAAACUCGCCCGCCGCAACAACACACACCCAAGCCCAGGGCUCCCCCGCUGCUGCUAAUGGCACAGCGAACGCGUCACCCUCAGCCAACGGCGCCCUGAAUGGCAUACAGGCAGCUUCGGGAGGCACUAAUGGCGCGCCUGAGCCCUACAUACCGCAGCAGCCUAAGAGCUCGUUCGUGGGGAACGUGUUGCGACGCCUGUCAUCCGGGACCCAGGUCGGCACUGCUGGCAAGGUCUACCCGAACGGCGGCAUGUGCCCGCGCAAGAUCAUGAACGUCGACCCCAACCGAGAGCGAUGUCUAGUUCCGGAGUUGGAUCAGAGCAAGUUGCGCAAGGUUGCAUUCUGCGUGGACGUUGAGAUUGCUGGUGGACCCAAGUACAAGGAUGACGUCGAGACAGACGACAAGACCAAGCGCAAGGAAAAGAAGCUCAAAGAGCGCGGCGAGGGCGAGGCACUCAAAAACCCGGAUGCCGUGGCGGAGGAAAAGGACAAAGACGGUGUCGUCUCCAUCGCCCAAGAAGUCGUCGGCAACGAUUCCGAGUCGAACCCAGAGGGAACAGUCGUGCACGAGGACAAGCAGGAGCCGAGCCGGAAGAAGGAGAAGAAGAAGCGAUCUGAGGCUGAGCGCAAAGAGCGGAAAGAGAAGAAACGCAAGAAGGCCGAGGAGAAUGGCACAAUCCCCAUGGAGCUUACUAGAGACGACGACAGCGCCAGCGCUGAAGGCGUACCUGCUGCGACUGGAGCGCCGACCCCUCGCGCUCAAGACCGCCCGACGAUCGACCCGCUGCGUAUCUACCGAAGAUGUUGCCAGCUCCGCGAAUCCCCCAUUCUCAAACGCAUCAGCGACCAGCUUGCGGCACCACGCGCGUGCUCCGUUGUUCAGCCUGGAGUUGUCACCUGUCUGGACCUGACAGGGUCUAGGUUGCAGCUGGCCGACGUUUUGACGCUAUCGGACUGGCUCGCCAUCGUACCUGUGAAGAAAUUGUUUUUGGAAGACGCGGAUCUGAAUGACGAGAAGAUACGGGUCAUACUCGCCGGUCUCCUGGCUGCCAAGGUUCCUGAGCCGCCGAAGCGACGUGAUCUAUCCAACGACGGAACACAGGACGGGCUGUGCCAGCAAGGCUCAUGCGCAGUCAAGAAGCUGGUUCUCAAGAACAACCCAAAGAUCACCGCUGAAGGCUGGAAACACAUCGCUCUGUUCCUAUACAUGUGCAAGUCCAUCAUGGCGGUCGACGUGUCGAUGAUACCGUUUCCCAAGUCUCGCCCGCAGGUGGCUUCCUCGCCCACGAACAGCACACAGGCGCCGUCGCCCAUCAAGGAAGCCAGAUCGGCAGAUGUAGCCGAAAUAUUCUCCAAGGCCAUUUCGGAACGACUGGGCGGCUCCGAACUUCAAGAGCUAGCCAUGGCUGAAUGCAACCUCACUUCGUCAAGCAUCCGGAAAAUCAUCGACGGCUGCGUCAUCAGCGGUAUUACACGUCUUAGUCUGGCGACGAACGACAUCGACGCCGAAGGGCUGGAACACGUCCUACACUACUUGCGCUCUGGUGUUUGUCAGGGUAUUGACAUUGGGGGGAACGACCUGAGAUCAUUGAUGGACAAGAUUUGCGAAAGUAUCAAGGCCUGCCCGAACAGCCCACUCUGGGCGCUGUGCCUACAGGAUACUAAUCUCACUCCGGACGCUCUCAAGACCCUUAUUCCGACUCUCAUCAAUCUACCUUCCUUCAGAUUCCUGGAUCUCUCGCACAACAGAGGCCUCUUCCUGGGCCAGACAUCCCUGUCUCUCCUGAGGAAGUACAUGCCUCAAUUCAAGGAGCUGAAACGCAUACAUCUCAUGAAUGUCGACAUGAAGCCAGAAGAUGCGAUCGCUAUUGCGGAGAUUCUGCCGGACUGUCCACAUAUCGCACACAUCAACAUUCUCGAGAACCCUGAGAUAACACGCGUCGCUAGUUCUACCGACGAGGAGACACAAGAAGAAGCUGCUGCGCUAUAUGCAUCACUCACUCUAGCGGCCAAGCUGUCCAAAUCGCUCAUUUGUGUCGAUGUCGAUAUCCCAGCUCCAGAACAAGGCGAAGUCAUCAAAGCUCUCGCCAAACAAGUCGUCGCAUACUGCUUGCGCAACAUUGAAUCCAUCAAUGAAGUACCCGAGCUUCGAGCAGCACCUAAGGAAGUUGAGGUUCCAGACAUCCUGCUGCAUUUUGUCGGUACGGAAGACAAUUACAAGGGUACUGACGACGUGUCAAAUGCUGCAGAUAAUGACUACAUUGUGGGAGGCACAGGAAUCGCGAAGGCGCUUAGCUACUGUCUUUCACACAAAGAAAACGAUCUCCGAAGGGUGUCUGUCCCAGCAAGUGGUACCUCUACUCCUAGAAGCAGGAACAGGGUACCAGUGCUUGAAGAGCCGAGCAAGGCCAGAGCCAUGUCCAAAGAUCUUCUCGAGACUGCGCGAAACACACGGUCAAGAAUUCAGCCUGCACUUAUCAGAGAGGCGAAGAGUGACAAUGACCUGAACUACCGCCGUUUACUUUUCCUAGAUACCACACUCCAAGGCAUGAUCCAACGCUUUGAAGACGAAUACCCAGAGACGCGUCUCCAACCAUCCGACGCUGCUUCCACUACGAGCUCCAAACUCAGCAGCUCACCACCUACCUCCUUCGUACCGACACUCGAAAACAGUGUCUCGACAGACUUCACAGCCGAUCAAUCCGACGAAGACGAACCCUCCACCCUACGCUCGCGACAUAACUCCGACGUCUCCCUCGCAUCCCGGCACAUGUCCCUCGAAGAAGGACGUCUUCAUCGCUUCGGCCACCGCGUCCGCACCGGUCUCUUCAACCCGUCCCGCCCCACCACCCCCGACGUCUCCGAAAACCACGUCUCCUUCAUCUCCGGUACGGCAGAUGACCAAGGUCUUCCCGAACACCUUCGCACCCUACGCGCAUACUUCCAGAACUAUAGCGGCGACGAGAUGAGGCAUAUGAUUGAGGGCAAAGGCUGGGAACAGGCUUUCAACAGCGUCGUGGAGAACGCCGAAGAGCUGAGGAAUUUGGAGAAGGAGGACCCGGAGCAGUUUAAAUUGUUCAAGGAGAGUCAGAUUGCGGCGCUGAAGAAUCGUAAUCCUGAUAUUUUUGCGCCGGGCGAGAAGGGAAGGGAGAGUGCGGAGGCGGAGGCGGAUGGUGGGGAUGACUUUGCUAUUGAGGAUUGA
This is a messenger RNA of Alternaria novae-zelandiae, 3591 nucleotides long. RefSeq lists its product as uncharacterized. The record is from RefSeq and is a predicted model, not a curated record. The transcript is spliced from 3 exons. NCBI's taxonomy places the organism in Eukaryota, Fungi, Ascomycota, Dothideomycetes, Pleosporales, Pleosporaceae. Bases 1 to 3591 code for a protein of 1196 amino acids.